Molecule: messenger RNA, 381 nt
Organism: Microsporum canis CBS 113480
Lineage: Eukaryota; Fungi; Ascomycota; Eurotiomycetes; Onygenales; Arthrodermataceae
Product: small nuclear ribonucleoprotein
Exons: 3
Coding region: 1-381 (126 amino acids)
Biological process (GO): P-body assembly; spliceosomal snRNP assembly; mRNA splicing, via spliceosome
Cellular component (GO): P-body; U6 snRNP; spliceosomal tri-snRNP complex
Molecular function (GO): U6 snRNA binding
Source: RefSeq, a predicted model, not a curated record
AUGGUACGGGCUGCGCCAGCUCUACCACUAGGUCUUUUGAAUGCGGCACAAGGCCAUCCAAUGCUCGUGGAGUUGAAGAAUGGAGAGACACUGAACGGCCACCUUGUGAACUGCGACAACUGGAUGAACCUGACAUUGAAGGAGGUGGUACAGACAAGUCCCGAGGGCGACCGCUUUUUCAGAUUACCAGAGGUUUACGUCAGGGGGAACAAUAUAAAAUACCUUAGAGUUCCCGAAGAAGUCGUUGAUUUAGCACGAGAUCAACAGCAGAGUCAGCAAUCAGGGCGGGGUCGUGGUGGUGAUAGACAACACAGAGAUUCAGGACGAGGUGACCGUGGGCGAGGCGGUCGUGGUGGAAGGGGACGUGGCAGGGGAAGAUAG